This is a messenger RNA of Psilocybe cubensis, 258 nucleotides long. RefSeq lists its product as uncharacterized. The record is from RefSeq and is a predicted model, not a curated record. Lineage: Eukaryota; Fungi; Basidiomycota; Agaricomycetes; Agaricales; Agrocybaceae. The transcript is spliced from 2 exons. Bases 1 to 258 code for a protein of 85 amino acids.
AUGGAUGUGCACGACCUUUCUCCCUACACAAAGCUCAAUAUUACCGGGUUAAUGAACAGGUUCGUUUUGCUGCUGUACCGGCAGCUUCUGCGAGGAUGUAGAGAAUUUGUGAACGAAUACGGCACUGGCAAUUCUAUCGCAACACCCGCAGAGUUUACACCCCGCAAAGGACAUCUUGACCCACAACUCCCUGACUCACCCAUCAUACGAGCAGUCGAUUAUCAACGGGUCACUCGGCGAGCCAACUUAUUUCAUUAA